AUGUGUUCCACAAACGAUCGACUCAGCGAGGCUACUCAACCACCAAUGCCUUUAACCACCUGCAACAUGCAAACGGAAGAGAGCAAACGUCACUUAAUACACCGGCAACCCGUAAGCAAUCGGAUAACCUGCAGUAUAGAGAAGCACCUGCCGCCCCACUGUUGGUACAGCAGUGCUGCCCGACGGAUAUCGUACGGUGUGGUAGUGCUGUGCCUAGCACUGACCGUUUGCUUCCUUCCCACGGUGUCCGGUUCACCACAGUCUUCAUACUCUCAUCAUUCACAUCACCCGCACGGCCAUCACGAGCAGGCGGCUGUUCAUGGUGGUUCCAGUGGCGCCAGCUCCCAUCACGCUGGCAGUGGAUCAGCUUCAUCCUCCCACCAGCACGGUGGCGCAUCGGCGAGAUCCAGUGGAGGAAGUUCGAGCAGCAGUGGUCUCGGUGUGUACAUCAUACGUGCACCUGAAUCGACGAUCGCGCCCGCUGACGAUGAGGUACUGUUCGAGUGUGAGUUGAACCUGGUGCCGGAGCAGCUUGACUGGCGGUUUAGGGCACAGGGAACAACGGGACAGCGCAAAGACUACGUAUUAAUCCAGAACGGUCAUAAUGGAUAUAACGCAAGUAUCGUUGACGGUCGGUACAAGCUGCGCGUUUCGGUCAGCGAAUCCACGAUCGGAGAGUACCAGUGUGUGGCAUGGUUUGGAGCGUCGGCGGUCGCAUCAAUUCCGGCUCGCUUGACACUGGCAACGAUCGGACUCGAGCCGGAAGCUGUUCCCGGUCGGCACGAUCGUGUACCUACGACGAUGCGCCGCAUACAGCCACAGCAGCAUUUCAAGGUAUUUCCCGGCAACAGUAUUAUUAUCGACUGUGGUGAUAUCGUUUCGAACCCUCCACCAAUCUGGAGCUACUACAAAGAUGGCAUGACGAUCUAUCCGAAUGUGACACAACAGCAAACCGGUCGACGACUCAUAUUGGCCUCGCUAACUCAGCGUGAUACCGGCACGUACUGGUGUUCCGCGGUUAACUCCAUCACCGGCAGUGAGGUCAUUCUACCUCAGCGCACCACCAUCACGGUGGAGUACGUACCACGAUCGGCACCACAUGCCUUCACGCAGCCACAGAACGUUUCGGUGCUGCCCGGCGAUACGGCAUUGUUGGAAUGUCCCGGCGUUGGUAAUCCUGUGCCCAUACCCGCGUGGACGAGAGCCAACGGCAUCCCGUUGAAUGGUCGCGCCCGCAUCCAAGACUACGGACUACAGCUGUCCAACGUGCAUCCGGAAGACGAGGGCCAGUACAUGUGCCGGCUGCAGAACGGUAUCGAUCCUCCGCUGUUGCAUUCCGUGUGGUUAACCGUGCUAGAAUCACCCCGCAUCGUUGCACCGCCUCGAUCCACGCUAACCAACGAGAGUGACAGUUUGGAGCUGGAGUGCAUUGCACGCGGAUCGCCCCAUCCCGAUAUUUACUGGAUGAUAAACGGUGACUACGCCAAAUGGGACAAUCUGAUCCGUACGAAUGGGACGCGAAUGAUCAUCCAAUCGGUCGAAAAACGACACGCCGGUAUCGUGCAGUGCUUUGCCCGUAAUUCCGUCGGCGAAGCGAGCGAAGGCAAUCUGUUGCAGGUCAUCCCGAAGCAGAUACCCGGAGGCGUUGGUACGACACCGCUCGGUUCCGUACCGUCCAGCCCGAAGGCGGGUGGUGAUCAUUCGACCAAGCGCAAGGGUGGCAAGAAACACAAAAACCUGGUAAUGAUACCUCCGUCGCGGCCAAACAUCACCCGACUGACAGAUGAAUCGGUGAUGGUACGGUGGUCCGUCCCGUCCAGCGACGGAUUGCCGAUACGGUUCUUCAAGGUGCAGUACCGCAUGUUGGGCGAUCCCUCCAAAAACAUUGCCCGCACCCAGUGGAUGACGGAGAACGAAGACAUCUCACCGUACACACGCUCGUACGAGGUGAACAAUCUUAAGUCGGAUCAUCUCUACCGGUUCCGGAUUCUUGCAGUGUACUCGAACAACGACAACAAGGAGGGAGCGGCAUCCGGCAAGUUCCAUCUCCAGCGGGGCUCUCAGCUCGGCCUGACAAAGAACCAUCUGCUAGCGCCGACACUCACCCGCAUCGAGCCCGUCUCUCAGCAUGCGGUGGUGCUACAGUGGCAAUUCCCGCAACAUCUGCCACAUCCGAUCGAUGGGUUCUACGCGUACUAUCGGCCCGCCACUACAGCCGGCGAGUAUUUGAAGGCCACGGUGGACGGUAGCACAACGCGUCACUUCAAGAUCGAUCACCUAGAACCCGGGACGGCCUAUGAAUUCAAGCUACAAUCAUUUACCGCUUCGGCUGCAUCCGAUUUUAGUGCGAUUUUGACGGGCAGAACACUGAAGCCACCGACUCCACCACCGACCGUACCGACGGUGAUCGCGGCCGCAGAAGGACCCGACGGAAGCCAAGUGGUACCGGUCAACUACCUGCUCGUGAUCGGCUGCGUGCUGAUCGUGAGCGUGUUGAUCGUGCUAUUUCUUUGCUGUUGCUUUAGUCGUCGCAAAAAGCGAGGUCAUGGUGCUGAUGAAACAGAGGCCAAAGUACACAUUCCGGUCGAUCAGAACGGAUUUACCGGUGCUGUCAGCAAUGGUGGUUCACGGGUAGCACAUCACAAGACGCGAACGAAUGGCAUGAACGGACGGAUGAACAUCACGCCCAACCCGUUGGCACAGGAUGGCGACAAGAAUCGCACCGUGAUGGAGCUGCGCUUCCUGCCCAACACGCUGGUAGAGGGUGACCAGCAGCAGCAACAGCAGCGUCCGGUUACCAAUCCGAUCGAGGGUGGAUGGAGACGAAAGAAACGCAACGCAGCUGUAGUGGACGUGCCGAAGAACGAAACCGGUGAUGGAGGCGAUGGUAGCGAUGAAGGCGACGUUACGAACCCGAACUCGACGACAAACUCCAGCGAACUGCCUGCCACUAAUAACAAUCAUCAAUCGAUUCCCAACCAACAGCAGCAACAUCAUCUUCAGCAGCAGCAACAACAGCAGCAGCAGCAACCCCACAUUGGCGGUGGACUUCCACCACUACAUCAUCCAAGUGCCGCCACGGUGGCAAUGAACAGCUGUGGCAUUCCUCAGCAGCAGCAGCAGCAGCAACAGGAGCAGAUGAUGCUUGCCUCCAUGCCUCAUCGCCGUACGCUGGAACGGACUGCGGUGCGGCCGAUUCCAAAUGGAGCCACCAUUGCGUACGGUAUUGAUCCGAAGCUGAUGCUCGAUGGCACCGUGCCCGUGCCCGACUGUAGGCAGUCCUCCAUCAGGCGUACACGGCGUGGUUCGGGUUCCGUACCCGGCAGUCCACGGAUAGGCCGUGGACCGAGCAGUGAGUUCCUUCAGCAGCAGCAACAACAACCGGGCGUAACGGUGGCACGCUCACCGAUGCCGUUGCGGGCCGCCGGCAUGAAACGAUCAGCUGCCGCUGCCACCCGACUCGGGCGGGCCGAGAACAUGUCGUCGGGAAGUUUGAACAGUAUUGAGGUAUGA
Messenger RNA from Anopheles marshallii, 3513 nucleotides. RefSeq names its product interference hedgehog-like. The transcript is spliced from 6 exons. Gene Ontology annotation, molecular function: protein binding. Gene Ontology annotation, cellular component: plasma membrane; axon. NCBI's taxonomy places the organism in Eukaryota, Metazoa, Arthropoda, Insecta, Diptera, Culicidae. The record is from RefSeq and is a predicted model, not a curated record. Bases 1 to 3513 code for a protein of 1170 amino acids. Gene Ontology annotation, biological process: cell-cell adhesion; axon guidance.